Molecule: messenger RNA, 879 nt
Organism: Adineta ricciae
Lineage: Eukaryota; Metazoa; Rotifera; Eurotatoria; Adinetida; Adinetidae
Source: the annotation of a GenBank genome assembly
AUGGCGUCAUUUAUUUGUCCACUUUGCAUAACGAGUAGAAAUUUCCUAAGUUUCUUCAAACUAUUUCGCCACAUAACGCUCUACCAUCAAAGUGAUCCAAAAUAUGAAAUCGAAUGUGAUUUACAUAAUACAUGUGAUGUGUUUUACAAAAAAAAACACUCCGCGUACAAAUCCCAUGUAUAUCGAAAACAUUCAACGGAACUCCAUUCAUCUGCAAACCACAACAACAACAUUGAUACGAUCCCAAUUGAUAAUCCACAACUAACUAAUGUCGAUACGACAACUGCAACUAAAUUUGUGAAUGGAGAUGAGCGCAACGAAUCCACUGAUUCAGGCGACGAAACGGAUUCAAUUUUAUCAAAUGAUGAUGCGUCGUCACAUUUCUCAAGCAAUCGUAAUGAAGCAGCUGUUAGUUCAAUACAAGAUAUUAAAAAGUCAUUUGUAAUGUUCAUUUUGCAACUAAGGGAAGAAUUCUUAUUACCAAAAAAUGUAACAAACGUUAUUUCAACAUAUAUUAAUUCGUUAAUUAAUCACAUUGAAAUCUUAUUAGAGGAAAAAACGUUCGAUUUUUCCGAAAAUAGUCCUUCGCGUGUAUCAUUGAUUUCUCGAGGUGAUGUCGGAAAAUUUAUUGAUUUUAAUCAAUUAAAACUCGUAUUCGAUGAUGUUUGCAAUGGAAUUGAAUCAAUACUUAAGAACGAGUACCAAUUUACUAAAUAUUGCGAAGAAUAUGUCCAGUUUACUUCUUCAUUGGAAAUUCCUGUAUCAUCUGUUGCUGGUGACACUGAUUGUGGUUACUUUGUCCCGAUUGACAACAGUUUGUCUUUGAUGCUUCAUUCUCAGCUAUUUUCUAAUGAAAUUCUCGAAAAUAUUUAUCGAUAA